AUGGCGGAAUUAAAUAUCUUAGAUCUCUCAAACAAUCAACUGUCAGGAGUGCUUCCAAAUUGUUGGAAAUAUUUUAGACCAUUAGCCCUUCUUAAUGUUGCCAACAAUAGCCUAUACGGAGAUAUUCCAACAUCAAUGGGUUCAUUGGUAUAUAUGCAAUCCUUACAUUUAGGAUUCAAUAAAUUUUCAGGUGAAAUACCUUUGUCUCUAAAUAAAUGCACAGAGCUAGUGGUUUUUGAUGCUGUCGGAAAUGAUUUUUCGGGAUUAGUACCAUCCUGGAUUGGAGAUGGGCUUAAGAAGCUAAGCGUCCUCAUUUUGAGAUCCAACAUGUUUUUUGGAAGCUUACCACUCAAUAUUUGUAAUCUUCCUCAACUUCAAAUCCUUGACCUUUCGAUGAAUAAUAUUUCUGGAAGCUUGCCAAAAUGCCUCAACCAUCUUUCUGGUUUGAAGAAUCAAACAAAUUUUGAUGCAAUAGUACGGUAUGGUUAUCUUGGUCGUCCCUCAACAAAGGACAUUGCAACACUGGUAUGGAAAGGUCAGGUGUCCAAAUACCAAAGUAUAUUGAGAUUAGUUAAAACCAUCGACCUCUCUUGCAACAUGUUGACGGGAGAAAUUCCAAGUGAACUGAUGGAUCUUGUUGAAUUGGUCGCCUUAAACAUGUCAAGAAACAUGCUCAGUGGACAAAUCCCCGCCACCAUUGGACAACUGAAGUCACUGGACUUUCUUGAUUUGUCAAGGAACCACUUAUCUGGACACAUUCCUUCAGAACUUUCACAAGUGGAUCGUCUUGGUGUGAUGGAUUUAUCACACAACAAUUUGUCAGGAGAAAUUCCUCAUGGCACUCAACUUCAAAGCUUUGAUCCCUCUACUUAUGAGGGAAAUGCUCAUCUAUGUGGUGCUCCCCUUCCAAAAUGUCCCACAAGCCCAACACAAGAUCAUCCAAAUGAUGAGAAUUCGGAAGAAGAUGAGCAAAUUUUCGGUCGAGAUAUGCCUAUUUUAGGUUAA
This is a messenger RNA of Neltuma alba, 1005 nucleotides long. Its product is annotated as receptor-like protein EIX2. Gene Ontology annotation, molecular function: protein binding. The transcript is spliced from 2 exons. NCBI's taxonomy places the organism in Eukaryota, Viridiplantae, Streptophyta, Magnoliopsida, Fabales, Fabaceae. Bases 1 to 1005 code for a protein of 334 amino acids. The record is from RefSeq and is a predicted model, not a curated record.